AUGCCUGCUAACACAGUUGGACACGAAGAAGAAUUAGUUUCUCUCACUAGGAAUGCAAAGAUUGCGGACGAAAAUGAGGCUCCAAGUUCAGUUCCUGCCAGUUCACACCGAAAACCAUUGGGAACCAGUCUCUUGCAGAAUGUUGUAUCUGCACAAGAUGCAAAGAAAGAUGAACAUUUAAAAGAGGCAGUAAAACCUACCAAGGCAGCUCGCAACAGUCACCUAGACGAACCUCUGCUAAGGGAAAACCCUGGCAGAUUCGUCAUAUUCCCCAUCCAGUACCAUGACAUCUGGCAGAUGUACAAAAAAGCGGAGGCAUCUUUCUGGACGGCCGAGGAGGUCGACCUCUCCAAGGAUCAAGACCACUGGGAGAAACUCAAGCCAGAGGAGAAACAUUUCAUCUCUCACGUCUUGGCCUUCUUUGCUGCUAGUGAUGGCAUUGUCAAUGAAAAUUUAGUGGAGCGGUUCAGUAAAGAGGUCCAGGUGACUGAAGCCAGAUGCUUCUAUGGAUUCCAGAUUGCCAUGGAGAAUGUUCACAGUGAAAUGUACAGCCUGCUUAUUGAUACUUAUGUCAAGGAUAAAACAGAAAGGGAGUUUCUCUUCAAUGCUAUUGAAACAUUACCAUGUGUGACCAAGAAGGCAGACUGGGCUAUCAAAUGGAUUGGUGAUGACAAGGCUCCUUACAGUGAACGAGUGGUGGCUUUUGCUGCAGUGGAGGGCAUCUUUUUCUCCGGAUCCUUUGCAGCAAUUUUCUGGCUGAAGAAACGUGGAAUCAUGCCUGGGCUUACUUUCAGCAAUGAACUUAUUAGCCGAGACGAGGGUUUGCACUGUGAUUUUGCCUGCCUCAUGUUCAAGCACCUGGUCAACAAACCAUCACAAGAGAAGGUGUAUGAGAUCAUUCGAGACGCUGUCCAGAUUGAGCAGGAGUUCCUCACGGAUGCCCUCCCUUGUAACCUCAUUGGCAUGAACUGUGACCUUAUGAAGAUAUAUAUAGAGUUUGUGGCGGACAGACUUCUUGUGGAGCUAGGCUUUGGGAAGAUUUACAACUCUGAGAAUCCCUUUGACUUCAUGGAGCACAUAUCUUUAGAAGGCAAGACAAACUUUUUUGAAAAGAAAGUUGGAGAAUACCAGAAAAUGGGAGUGAUGAACAAAACCACUACAAGUCAUACAUUUUCCCUUGAUGAGGAUUUCUGA
Molecule: messenger RNA, 1194 nt
Organism: Candidula unifasciata
Lineage: Eukaryota; Metazoa; Mollusca; Gastropoda; Stylommatophora; Geomitridae
Source: the annotation of a GenBank genome assembly